Sus scrofa (pig) is the source of this 2127-nucleotide messenger RNA. Lineage: Eukaryota; Metazoa; Chordata; Mammalia; Artiodactyla; Suidae. The record is from RefSeq and is a predicted model, not a curated record.
GGCACGUGGAGGGGCUGGGCAGUGUCUGCGGCUCCCCGCGUCCGGCCGGGGGCGGCUACCGAGGUCGGCGCUCAGUAGGACCUGGGGCUGCAGGCUGCUGAACCGUCUAAAGCCGACUUUCGGGCCCAAUCUCUCUCGAGAGAGCGGUGCCCUCACUUGCUUUGCUGAAGGAGCCAACGGCUCAGACCGGCCUGGCAAGGCCCCUCUGCUCCGUGGGGGGGCUGAAGAAGAAACCCGAGUAGCUGCUGACGUCUAGCUGCCAAGGGGGAACAGCCUGCUGGGGCUCUGCGUUCUCUAUCAGGCUCCGGAGAAGAAAAGUGCAAAGGGUGGGGUGAACAAGUGUGGGGUGAACACAGUCAGAGAUAGAGUCAGGGGACAGGCCAGUGCCCAGGAAAACAGGCAUUGUGCAGGAGGAGGCAGUACCAGGGUGAAGGGGCAGGUGGGAGGCAGAGGGGGUUCCCAGGAGGGAGUGCCCAGGAAGGGGACAGUGUGAGAACCAGCACCCUAGAGGAACGGGCAGUGUAAAGGAAGAGGUGGUAUCCAUAGGAGAGGACAAUGCCGGGAUGAAGGAGCACUUAGGAGAACGUGUCCAGAAGGUGAGCGCAGUGGUGGAGGAAAGGCCAGAACCGAGCCGAAGGGGCAGUACUGAGGAGAGCAGUGUGAUGGGGUUAAUACCAUGCUGAAGGGGCGGUGCGAGGUAAGAAAUCAGGGGUGGGGAGGGUGCAGUACCAGAGGAGGAGACAGUGCAGACUUCCCUCUUCCCCAUGGUGACAUCAUGGCAAAUUCCCAAAGUGGAUAUCACCGGGUCGGGUGACAUCCAGCUGGGCCCAGCCGGCCUGGGCCAGCCCGGGAUUCCUCAGUGCCAGCUAGAAGGACUGGGUACGGCACCCUACUUGGCCAUCGCCCUGGGGGCGUGGUUCUGCUCCGCUAGCCCUUUGCGCGGACUGUGCCCUCGGCAGACCCGCGGACCGACAGGGUAGGGCUAGGGCCAGGAUUCUCUGGGCCAAGGAUCAAGGUCCCUGGCUGGGGUAGGCCCCCAAGCACUCCAGUCUUCCUAACCCGGCAUCUGAAGAGGGCGCACUAGAGCCUCCGGAGAGAGCGGGACACCAAGCCACCCCCGGCUGGAGGUGGGACCUAUCGUGUUCCCGCCCUGGGAGGAGUUAUCUGGACGUGAGACCGCCCUAAACACUGAAGCCUCUCGGAAGCAAUCGUUCGGGGCGGAAGUUAAGAAGCCCCGAGAGCUAGGCGGCGGAAGUAGCUGCGUUACUGCUGGUCUGUGCGCAUGCGUCCUUCUAUUUCUUUGCUGCCGCUCUUCAGGCGCUGCAUUUUCCUCUCUCAUUUUUCUCCACGCGGGGCCGUGCCCUGCUCCGUAGUCUUCGUCACGCGCUCAGCACCUCUGCUUCUCUCGUGGCCCCCUCACCAUGGCGGGCAUUCUGUUCGAGGAUAUUUUUGAUGUGAAAGACAUUGACCCAGAGGGCAAGAAGUUUGACCGAGUGUCUCGACUGCAUUGUGAGAGUGAAUCUUUCAAGAUGGACCUCAUCUUAGAUGUAAACAUUCAGAUUUAUCCUGUUGACCUGGGUGACAAGUUCCGGUUGGUGAUAGCCAGUACUUUGUAUGAAGAUGGUACUCUGGAUGAUGGUGAAUACAACCCCACAGAUGAUAGGCCUUCCAGGGCUGACCAAUUUGAGUAUGUAAUGUAUGGGAAAGUGUACAGGAUUGAGGGAGAUGAAACUUCUACUGAGGCAGCAACACGCCUCUCUGCCUAUGUGUCCUAUGGUGGCCUGCUCAUGAGGCUGCAGGGUGAUGCCAACAACCUGCAUGGAUUUGAAGUGGAUUCCAGAGUUUAUCUGCUGAUGAAGAAACUGGCCUUCUGAACUACCCAGGAAGCCUACCUGGUUGCUUAGUCACUCAGGUCAUGGACAUUAAUUCAAGCCUGAGUAGCAGUUGCUGUUGGUCACCUGUUCGGGAGGGCUGGCUCUGUGUCACUGUGCGUGUAUCUUUAGGAGGUUUGGACUCAGUGGGAAACACCUGUUUGUGAAAGAUCCAGUGUUUUGGCAAGCUUAAAAUGAAUCAGAAAUUGUUCUGUGUAUAUGAUUUUUUAAUUAAACUUUACUUUUUCAGACUCUU